Molecule: messenger RNA, 3468 nt
Organism: Orussus abietinus
Lineage: Eukaryota; Metazoa; Arthropoda; Insecta; Hymenoptera; Orussidae
Product: sodium-independent sulfate anion transporter
Exons: 11
Coding region: 1235-3238 (667 amino acids)
Biological process (GO): transmembrane transport
Cellular component (GO): membrane
Molecular function (GO): secondary active sulfate transmembrane transporter activity
Source: RefSeq, a predicted model, not a curated record
CAAGAGUGCCUAUUUCAGCGACGAAGAACCCGGGCCUCCAUCGAGUUGACCUUGGAUAAGAGCGCGAAGAAAAGUCGAAGUACGGCGAUGCAAAUGCGCGUGUUUGCGGGUGUAAAAUAUUUAAUUAGUAAGAGCCGCGAUCGGGCAAAUGUUUGCCAACAGUCGUUACCCAUCGAGGGCCCGAUUCUUUCUUAUCGGAGGCCAACGAGGCGCCUCUAAGCGUUCUCCAAGAUGGCGGCCGACGCGCUGGUUCCUUUUUCCUCAACGCAAGACGCGCCUACGUUAUAUUGCUAUCAUUUUACCCCGAAGGUGGCAGAAUCGAAGGAAAGAUAAUAGAAGAGCUACCUUAUCGCCCCUUUUCUCAUUUUACGUGUGAAAUUAUCGCGUAGUACAACCGUAAAUGUAGGAUAUACUCUGGAUAUGUAACGCUGGUUUCACGAUGGAAGCGAUAAAAUUGAAAGGAGACAAAGAAACCAUGUUAUGUCUAGGAAGACUUAAAAGAGAUCAAAGGGGAUGUUUCCUCGUAUGAAACAUUAAUAACGACGGUAGAACGACGAUAAACGGAGAUAAACUGAAGGUGCCGUUCCUCCGUUCUUUUCAUACGCGAAUCGAUGCGUCGCAACAUGGCGACGUAUCUAAUCUACCGGUAAAGGACCAAAGAAGAGGAAAAAAGGAAAAGAGGAAAAGAAAUAGGUCUUUCUUCCUUUUCACCGGCUUCGCCCGAAUAUAAGGGGAAUAAUGUGAUAUUUGCAAAUUCUAGGAAUCUCGGCGACGCGAAGCGGGACCCAAGAUGGCGGCCGCGCCGCGCUUAACGCCAGAUCGACCAUCUACCAGAAAUUACCGGCAGAAAGGUCGCGUUUCGCGUUAUUUAAACAGCCUACGAGCAGUCGCGCCACGAGGGCUUUUUAUCGGAUCUCCCACGCAAUGUUUGCCAGCCGAUUCAGGGAUCCCGUCGCAGCGGGUAAACAAUGGCGCGAAACCACCUCGUCACGUAUCUCCCCUCUCUUAUAUAUAUAUCCCUUCUCCCUUCGUCUCGCCUGGAGAAUUCACCGAAUAGAAGUCGUUUUGGCCCUGCCGGGGAAGCGCGACCAUGUAGCGCCCUGAUAGCCAGAUAGCUCUCGUUCUUAAUUCGUGGUCGCGCCAGUCGCCACCGCGAGGAGGAGCGCUCAGUAUCUCUUAUCACGCAUCUCGAGCGAUCCUUUCGGUCCCCUGAUAGCGGCUCGAAGGGAACGGGAUGCUGCCACCAGGAACGAAGAGGUCCCGGAAGAUCGAUAAGGGCCGUACAUGUAGAGAUGUCCUCGUCAAGUAUGUCCCUAUUGUCGGCUGGAUCCCCAGGUACUCCAGGAUGAACGCCCUCUCCGACCUGAUAGCUGGUAUCACCCUGGGGCUCACCAUGAUCCCUCAGAGCAUCGCCUACGCCGCCCUGGCCGGGCUCACGGCUCAGUACGGUCUCUACUCGACCUUCCUGGGUGGGUUCACCUACAUGUUCCUGGGGACCGUGAAGGAGAUCUCGAUCGGACCGACCUCGCUGAUGGCCCUGGUGACGGCGGAGUUCACGCGGAAUAUGCCCCUGGAAUUCGUGGUAUUACUUGGCUUUUUAGCUGGCACUGUAGAACUGAUAAUGGGUUUACUGGACCUAGGCUUCCUGGUGGACUUCAUCUCCCUGCCGGUCACCUCGGGCUUCAUGUCGGCGACCUCGGUGAUUAUAAUCGUCUCGCAGCUCCAGGGACUCCUGGGGCUCAGGUUCUCCUCCGAGAGCAUCGUCGACAACGCCAGGAAGCUCCUCGAGAACGCGGGGAACGUCAGGCUCACCGACGCCGGCCUUGGCCUCUGCAGCAUCGUCUUCCUUCUGAUACUCAGGAAGUUAAAAGACUUUGACUGCGCAAUGCUGAGGGAUUCUAACGAGUCCAGGAACAGAGUCAUAAAGAAGACGCUGUGGUUCAUAUCCAUUGGGCGAAACGUCCUGGUGGUUCUGAUUGCAUCGUUCCUGUCUUAUCGACUCGAAAUGUCAGGACACUCGCUGUUUCUCCUCUCAGGAAAAGUUAAGUCGGGCCUGCCCACUGUGUCGCUUCCACCAUUCACCGCACAAGUUGGCAACCAGACGUAUACUUUCGUUGACAUGUGCUCGCACUUAGGAAUUGGUAUAAUCAUCGUGCCGUUGGUGGCAGUCCUGGCCAACGUCGCGAUUGCCAAAGCUUUCGCAUCCGGCCAGACCAUCGAUGCAUCCCAAGAGAUGGUAACGCUGGGUGCCUGCAACAUCCUGGGCAGCUUCGUCUCCUCAAUGCCAACUUGCGGAGCAUUUACUAGGAGUGCCUUAGCCUCUGCCAGUGGCAUUCAGACUCCUUUAGCUGGACUCUACACCGGAACCAUGACGCUGCUGGCUCUUAGCUUUCUCACUCCGUACUUCUACUUCAUCCCUCGAGCCACCCUGGCAGCCGUUCUGAUAUGUGCGGUAAUGUUCCUGAUAGACUGGAGGAUCAUCGUGACACUUUACAGAGAGUCCAAAAGAGAUGCAGUGGCAGCAAUUGGCACUUUCGUUAUGUGCUUGCUGUUCAACGUAGAAACUGGUCUGCUCCUCGGAAUCUUCACUAACAUUGUGUUUCUGCUCUAUGUCUCUGCGAGACCAACAGUUGAGGUAACGGAGUGCAAAACGAAUUUUGGAGAGGUCUACCUGUUGCUCAAGCCAGAUAUAGGCCUCUACUAUCCUGCGGUGGACUUCCUUUACAACAGGGUCUUAGAAGUCGCAGAACAACCAGGCAAAGAGAAACUGCCACUCGUCAUUGAUUGCCGCCGAUUCAAUGGGAUUGACUACACGGCAGUAAAGGGCAUCGAAAGGUUGUUGGCCAACUUUGACAAGAGGCAGCAACAAUUGCUGUUCAUUUACGUAAGUGACUCCAUUGUCAGCAAAAUCACAAACCUCAGCGAUCACAAAUUGUUUCGCUGGGCUGAAAACGAAGACUGCAUCGUCGAAGUGCUAUAUGGGGACACCGCAGAGAUUAGCAGAAGUGCCACGAUACCUGUUCUGAGGGAGAUUGACAAUGACGAUGGUUCCCUGAAAAUGAAGGUGACGAUCGAUGGAGAGGAAGAGAUGGAGACACAGGAGCAGGAAUCUCUGCUUUCGCGGAAAGGAACGGAUGACGUUGAAUUGACAGUGAUAGAAGCUCCUCCGGAGGCUCAUGGUUCUCAACGAGAGGAGGCUGAGACCAUUCUAAUGAAAAAUAACCUAGAAAUAAUAUAAAUUAUGUAGAUAAAAUGGAAUUAGACAAGCCAAUCGAGAGUCCAAAAGGCAGUCCCUCUGUCAAUUAACUAAUUCAAAGCAAUGUAAACAGUUCAAUGGUGAACAGUAAGAACAAUUAAGUUACAUUCCUUUAGCUGCCAUUUGGCAUAAGCAGGACACACUGCGGAUGAAUUCUCGACAUCAAAGAGACAGAGAUAUAAUCUCUAACAAUGGUUAUGUAAAUUCUUUAC